CCCCGCUCCGCGAGGACAUCACGUCACGCGUGUCGGGUGGGACGCGGACGGACGCCGGCGGCACACCUCGGAGCCCACCCCGCCGGUGUGUCCUGCGCGUCCUGCCACUGGCCCGCGGCCGCAGUCGGCCACAGCCACCGCCACGAGCCGACCCGGCUCCGAGCCCCCGCCAUGGCAGACAACCACGGUUACGAUGAGGACUCCACGACGACGGUGAUCAGGAGGCCGUCGGUCAACCGCGCCGACGACACACCUCGCAAGAAAUCCAACGCCCGCACAGAUGCCGAGGUCCCAGAGAAGAAACUUAAAUACCCCAAAGUGGUGUUCUUCAUCAUCAGUAACGAGUUCUGUGAACGCUUCACCUACUAUGGCAUGCGCACUGUCCUGUCCCUCUUCCUCAAGAACGCCCUGCGGAUGGAGGAGAGCGAUGCCACGAUCACGUACCACGUCUGGACCAUGCUCUGCUACUUCUUCCCCGUCGUGGGCGCCAUCAUCGCCGACAGUUGGUUGGGCAAGUUCAAAACCAUCGCUAUUCUCUCCAUGGUCUACGCACUCGGCAACAUUGUCGUGUCUCUGGCGGCAGUGACAACCUGGGGACUGCCAUCAAUGGAGCUGACGUACCUGGGGCUGAUGCUCAUCGCCAUCGGCACGGGCGGCAUCAAGCCCUGCGUGGCCUCGUUCGGCGGCGAGCAGUUCACCGUGCCGCAGCAGGCCAAGCAGCUGGCCGGCUUCUUCAGCGUCUUCUACUUCUCCAUCAACGCCGGCUCGCUCAUCUCCACGUGGCUCACGCCCGAGUUGCGCACCGUCACCUGCCUCGGCAUGGACACCUGCUACCCGCUCGCCUUCGGCGUGCCCGCCGUCCUCAUGAUCGUCGCCAUCGUUAUCUUCAUUGCCGGCAGUAGUGGCUACAAGAUCACCAAACCAAAGGGGAACGUGAUGGUUGAAGUCUCCAAGUGCAUGGGGAGCGCGUUGGUCAACAAGAUCAAGAGCAAGGAGAAGAAAGAGCACUGGCUCGACUACGCGGACGCCAAGUACGGCGAAACGCUGCGCAGGGACAUCAGGGCCGUGCUCCGGGUGCUCAUCCUCUUCGUGCCCAUGCCCAUCUUCUGGGCGCUAUACGACCAGCAGGGCUCCAAGUGGACGUUCCAGGCCAAUAACAUGAACGGCCGAAUCGGCUCGUGGGUCUUCAAGCCGGACCAGAUGCAGGUGGUCAACCCCAUCCUGAUCAUGAUCCUCCUCCCGCUGUUUGAGUACGCCGUCUACCCUCUUCUGAGCAAGAUGCGCCUGCUGAGGAAGCCGCUGCAGAGGAUCGCGACCGGCGGCAUGCUGGCGGCCGUGGCGUUCAUCAUCUCCGCCCUGAUCCAGAUCCAGCUCGACCCCAACCUGCCCCGGGACCCGGAGCCCAACUUCGCCCAGGUCCGAGUCUUCAGCAGCCUGCCUUGCGAGGUGACUCUCAGCGGCACGGGCGGCAGCGACGCCCAGGCUAUCACCACCUUCCAGCUGCCGUCACUCAGCCACUGGGAGCAGCUCGACUUUAAGACCGAAGGCUCCUCCGACCUGAACCUGCACAUCAAGGGGGAGGGAAAUUGCGUGCCCGAAACAAGCCUCAAGCUCACCCUCACGGAAAAGACGGCUGUGGCGUACCACCUCUACCUCGAUGGCGACAAAGUAGCUCACGCCGGCCCGUACAAGGACGACUUUUUCAAGGAUGCUGUGGCUAAAACGCGGAUAAUGUACCACUUCGCUGACAGCUCGGAGCACGUAGUGGGCUUCAAGCUCGAUGGGAAGGUGGUAGACAAGAAGGCUAGCGUGACAGGCACGGGCGUGGCGGAAAUAUUAGAUCUGGAACCUGCCGAUUACACCGUCAUAGUCGAUGGUGUGGACAUAAGCACGGCUCGGCCAUACUUCGACGUCGGAGGAUUUUACUACGUUCUCGUGGAUAAGAGCCUCCCUGCCGUUGCCUCAGUUUCGGUCGUGAUCGAGCCCAACACGCUGAGCCUCUUCUGGCAGAUGCCGCAGUACAUCGUGAUCAGUGUGGCCGAAAUCAUGGUUUCCGUUACUGGAAACGAGUUCUCCUUCACCCAGGCACCAAACAGCAUGAAGGCCGUCGUGUUCUCGGCCUGGCUGAUCACGGAUUCGUUCGGUAACCUCAUCAUCAUCCUCAUCGAGAGUGUCAAGAUCUUCCCCCGCCAGUCGGACGAGAUUUUCCUGUUCGCCGGCCUCAUGGUGUUCAUCAUGAUCGUGUUCAUCUGGCUGGCGGUUCAGUACAAACCUGCGCCCCCACCCGCAUCCGAGGAGGAAGAGGAGGGCGAGGAGGAGGACGCCGGGGAGGAGAAGAAGAAGAAGAAGGGGGCCGAGGGCAAUGGGGAGAAGUUUUAGGGACGUGCCCGGGAAUUACACAAAAUAUGUAACUUCGAUAAGGGCGAUUUCUUAUGCAACUGACAACACAACUCUCAGUGCAGUACAGUGACAGCACUCAAAAAAGUUGCGUCAUUAGACCAACACCAUGUCGUCGUUAGAAUGACUCUAUAGCGACAUGAGGUGCUGACUCAACGAUAAGCGUCUCGGUACAACGACGGUGGUCGGAAGGUUGGCCAACAGACUGUCUUGGGACCAAUGGAAACAACUCGACGAUCGUCGUAGCCGCGACCGUUGCAACAACGUUAUACUUUUUUUAGAGUGCCCGAGGACUGACGUACUCUCAAGCCCAACCUCGAAUCACAGCGAAAUGUUCGACGACAGACAUGUUCCAAGGACUGAUAGGACACCGCGCGAGGAAUAAUAUCUAUAAAACUCU
Molecule: messenger RNA, 2797 nt
Organism: Frankliniella occidentalis (western flower thrips)
Lineage: Eukaryota; Metazoa; Arthropoda; Insecta; Thysanoptera; Thripidae
Product: solute carrier family 15 member 1-like
Exons: 17
Coding region: 172-2379 (735 amino acids)
Biological process (GO): transmembrane transport; oligopeptide transport
Cellular component (GO): membrane
Molecular function (GO): dipeptide transmembrane transporter activity
Source: RefSeq, a predicted model, not a curated record